Molecule: messenger RNA, 1347 nt
Organism: Cokeromyces recurvatus
Lineage: Eukaryota; Fungi; Mucoromycota; Mucoromycetes; Mucorales; Mucoraceae
Product: Prephenate dehydratase-domain-containing protein
Exons: 6
Coding region: 129-1229 (366 amino acids)
Biological process (GO): chorismate metabolic process; L-phenylalanine biosynthetic process
Cellular component (GO): cytoplasm
Molecular function (GO): chorismate mutase activity; prephenate dehydratase activity
Source: RefSeq, a predicted model, not a curated record
AAAAAAAGCAAUUCUAUAAUUUCCGUUAAAGCGAAUACACAAGUAAAAAUAUACUUUUCAUAAAACAGUCUUUGUUUCUCUCUUUCUUUCUUUCUUUCUUUUUCCUUUCCUUUUUUUAUAAGUUUGACAUGAGUGAUUUAGUUUCGCUUCGAAAAAAGAUAGAUUCGCUUGACACUACAAUUGUCAACAUUUUGAAUGAACGUGCUCGUGUUUCAUUAGACAUUGGUGCCGCAAAAAAGAAGAACAAUCAAAAUGAAGAAAAUGUUGACAAUGUUCAAGUGUAUAGACCUGGUCGUGAAAAAGAAAUUUAUGAAAAAUUAACUCGUAUGAAUGCUGGCCCUUUAAAUAAUGAAUCUUUACAUGCUAUUUUCAGAGAAAUUAUGUCUGCAUCAAUUGCUUUACAAAAAGAUGUUUCAAUGGCAUAUCUAGGUCCUCCUGGCACUUUUUCACAUCAAGCUGCUUAUAACCGUUUAGGUGAUAGUGUAGCUUAUGUUCCUCAAAAGCAAAUUGAUCUUGUUUUUGAAGCUGUUGAAAAAGGACAAACGACAUAUGGUAUUGUGCCUUUUGAGAAUUCUACUUUUGGUUCAGUUGUUGAGACACUUGAUUAUUUUAUUCAUACAUCAGUCAAAGUACGAGCAGAAACAUAUUUGACAGUUCAUCAAUAUUUACUUUCAAAUACAACUAAACUGGAAAAUAUUACAAAAGUCUAUAGUCACCCUCAAGGAUUAGGCCAAACUCAAAAAUGGCUAUCAACACAUAUUCCAAACGCUAAACGUAUUUCUGUGAAUUCAACUGCUGAAGCCGCUCAAAAAGCCGCUUUAGAAACUGGCGCUGCUGCUAUUUGUAGCGAAAUUUGUGCAGAAUUAUAUGGAUUAGAAGCUAUUGCGACUAAUAUUGAAGAUGUUACAGCAAAUACAACUCGUUUUCUAAUUAUUGGUACUGCAAGUGAUUCACCUACAAAAGACGAUCAUACGCUUAUUACAUUCACUGUCGAUCAUCGUCAACCUGGUGCCCUAUGUGAUGGCUUGAAAGUAUUUAAAGAUUAUGGUUUAAACUUGUUUAAGAUCGAUUCACGUCCAAGUCGUCAACGCCCAUGGCAUUAUGUCUUUUUCGUUGAAUGUUCAGGACAUUUUGAGAAUGACGAUAUUAAGAAAGCUUUAAAAGAUUUAGAAAAGUUUUGCUUAGAUGUAGUUAUCUUGGGUAGUUUCCCUAAUCAAAGACCAGAAUAAAUAUAUAAUGAUCUACAUUAUGCAAAUGAAGCCUGUUUCUUUUUCUUUUUAUUUUUUUAUAUACACACACAUAUAUAUAUAUAUAAAAAUGACGAUGAUAUCACAACGCAAUAAAAAU